Molecule: messenger RNA, 5463 nt
Organism: Oncorhynchus keta (chum salmon)
Lineage: Eukaryota; Metazoa; Chordata; Actinopteri; Salmoniformes; Salmonidae
Product: retinal homeobox protein Rx1-like
Exons: 4
Coding region: 340-1311 (323 amino acids)
Biological process (GO): positive regulation of transcription by RNA polymerase II
Molecular function (GO): RNA polymerase II cis-regulatory region sequence-specific DNA binding; DNA-binding transcription factor activity, RNA polymerase II-specific
Source: RefSeq, a predicted model, not a curated record
AUGCACACACUUUUUGUGUCAGCAUGUUAUGCACACUGUUUGUGAAGAGAGAAUAUAGAGGAGAUGCAAGGUAGCCAAGAAUAGACCCGGGGUGAGACUUGCACGCCUUUGGUGUGCAGUGUAUAAGACGCCGGCAUGAGCCGCCUCAGUAAUUGAAAAGUGCGGUAUUGGAGGAAACAGGUGGAUUUUUGACAGUCCGUGCUAAACGCAUGUCAUUUCUUCAGAGAGAACUUGUGGAAGACAUCACUUUAAAACUCAUCCUUGGACCUGUUCCUUCACGAAGCCGAGCCAAGUCUACUUUUCCCUGCUAAAGUAUAGAGAAAGCGUCUGAACGUUCGAAUGCAUUUAUCAUUGGAUACCAUGAGUGUGGUGGAUGACAGCUGCCUCUCGCCCAGUAACUUCCACGAGAUGGUGAAAGGAGGAGGGGUGGCGAUGGGCGGCCGCGUCCACAGCAUUGAUGUCAUCCUGGGCUUCAGCAAAGACCAGGACCCCCUGCUCACCCCCUCUGAGGGUCCAGGACGACACAAAGUGGGCGUGGAUGGCCUGGGGGACCCUGGGAAGCAGGACCUGUCACACCCCUAUGGGCACCUCUCAGAACAAAGGUCUUACCAUGAUUCAGUACUGUACUCAGAUAAGUGUGAUGGGGACAUGAGUGAGCUGAGGAAGAAUGUGGACAGCAACGGUGGGAAGAGUCCAGUGCCCUGCGAGGAAGAGCGGCCCAAGAAGAAGCACCGACGCAACCGCACCACCUUUACCACCUACCAGCUGCACGAGCUGGAGCGUGCCUUUGAGAAGUCCCACUACCCUGAUGUGUACAGCCGUGAGGAGCUGGCCAUGAAGGUUAACCUCCCUGAAGUCAGAGUUCAGGUUUGGUUUCAGAACCGCAGAGCCAAAUGGAGGCGCCAGGAGAAGCUUGACGCCACCACCAUGAAGUUGCACGACUCACCCAUGCUCUCAUUUAACCGGCCGCCCAUGCACAGCAAUAUGGGGCCCAUGAGCAACUCCCUCCCCCUGGACCCUUGGCUGACCUCUCCUCUGUCCAGCGCCACCCCAGUUCACAGCAUCCCAGGCUUCAUGGGCACAGGCCAGGGACUGCAGGGAGGCUAUCCCAGCCACAGCUUCCUCAACAGCCCUUCACCCAUGGGCCAGGGGAUGCAAUCCAUGACACCUCCUCCGUACCAGUGUUCCGCUCCCUUCACCGACAAGUAUCCAAUGGAGGACGUGGACCAGAGGAGCUCCAGCAUCGCAGCGCUGAGGAUGAAAGCUAAGGAACACAUCCAUUCAAUGGACAAAACCUGGCAGCCCAUGUGAUGGGAUAUUGACACUGUGUUUGCAGGCCUGAUUGGGAUUUUGGGUCCAUGCUAAUGCCGUUUUCCAUGCGACAGGAUUGCAGUGAUGGCACCGAGAAAUGCACAGUUAUGACUCCUGAUAUAUCUAAGAUUUCCAGCACCAGCGACCUUUAUAUUAGAAUGGUUCUUGGUCUCUGUUUUGAGUUCCUUUUCUACUAGUAAUGUGAAGGAUUGGAAAUUGAUGCAUAUUUUGUGUGCCACCACCCAGAAAGGACCCUAAUGAAGUCCCCUCCAGAUCCUUUCACAAAAUACAUUUUGUAGAGUGCUCACACAUGGUCACAUUUAACUCUGCAAAUUAAGGUUUGUGUAUUUUUGUAAUUAAUCCAAUUGUCUAAUUUGUCAUGAAUGUUAUGGGUCAAUUAACCAGUCAUUCUCUCACUAUUUGUGAUUGGACAUGCCAUGUCUCCCAUAAUAGUAGUUGAAGGUUGCGGCGGUGUGAAUCACUAUGUCUAUGACCCUGAAAAACAUUAUCAUUCAUCUAGUUAUGAUGGUCAGGUUAUUUCAACACCUGAAGAAAAAGAAAACAAGGGCCACCUCCCCGAAGAUGGAGAACACUAUAUUUCUGUCUGUGGUAACUGCAGUUACAGUGGAGAGCCUCUGUCCACACUGUGGGUUGUGGGGUCAUGGUUGAUAUGUCCUGGCUCUGGCUGGAUUACGCUUUCAGCUGAGGAUGCGUAAGACAAUCUGUCAUGCUAUUUCAUUUGAAAAGAAGUGAACAUGUUUUAACACUCAAUCAACUCAACUGAAAAUGAUUUAGUCUUAAUUGACUAAAACUAUGAUUGUCCUGAGACUCCAGACUGCAUACACACACAAACACCCCAGACAGCACACACACUGAUAUCAACAACUUCUUUCACAGAAAUGCUGGCAAGUCAAACAACGUGAGGCUCUUGUUCCUUGAGAAUGAGUCUUGAGGAGUGGUACAUAUCAAAAUCAAAUCUCUGAAUUGUAUGGCACCUUCAGUGUGUGACAUCUUGAUUAACUGAGGAAGAAAAUAUCUGUUUUAGUUUUGGAUUGGAGCUGUUAAACAUGUUUGGGUCAGUCAAACAGAGAGUUCUAUGGCGUAAGCCUCGUACAGAGAGAGAAUGGAAGCCAGGUCCUUCUUACACAGUAGGGUUUGGAAGAGGACAGGGGGACAGAGUGAAGUGGCCACUAAAGUAACCUAUUUUUGUCUCAGUGGCUGUUGGAGAAGGCAGCUUGGCCUUCCGUCACUGUGUGUACAUGCAGAGCAGCAGAAGGAGAAUGGUCUGAUGUCACCACACAUAGUUUUGUCUUUGUUGGCACAAUUGAUCCAAGACCAUCUUCUUUGUCUAAAGUUUGAGGGGGAAAAUGAUCAGACUACACUAAAUAGGCCUCUGGGAAUGAAAAAAGAGCAUGAUUUGUCUAUUUUAUCAUGAAUGUUUUUUUGUAAUUCUACGUCCAAGAAAUGAGCAUGGGGUGUACAGGUCCAAUGUGGCAUUAUGUUUUGAUAAUGACUGCAUGUAUAUUUAAUAUGGCAUUGGGGAGAUUGGGUCCCCAUUAACUGGUUUGUGUAUGGUAAAACUUUUUUUACUCCAACCACCCCUGUAUACGGCACAUUGUAAAAUGACAAUAUGUCAUAUAUAGGGCAAGGUAGAAUGAAUCAUUUCUGAUGGAAAAUAAUUUAGCAAUUUUAUUUUUCUGAUACUUUUUACAGAUAUUAACAUUAUUUAUCCUAAUGUAAUUGAAUAGGCACGAGGGAUAACAUUUAAUUAUUUUAAUUUCAGUGAUGUUUUUUAGACUAUUACAAUAUGAAGGAAAUCAAUUCCUUCACACAAAAUGUAUAUUGUUGCAGCAUUUGAUUUAAAUGGAAACUCAAAAUGGCUUUGCUGCCAGACUAACAGAGAACAACUGUUUGAAAAAGUUGCAGACUCACCACAGACUUGCCAAUUCAUCCAACUUACUGUGAAUUUUCCAAAGUAUUUUCAAUGUCAUAGACGGUAAUAGCACCAUCGGACAAUACUUAAAAUAAUAUAUAUAUAUUUUUUACUGGUGUGUUAUGGGAUUCUAUGAUAAACUCUCACUAUCAUCAUUGUUGUUUUGCUAAUUAUGCCCUAAUACAGUUGAAGUUGGAAGUUUACAUACACUUAGGUUGGAGUCAUUCAAACUCGUUUUCAACCACUCCACAAAUGUCUUUUUAACAAACUAUAGUUUUUGCAAGUCGGUAAGGACAUCUACUUUGUGCAUAACACAAGUAAUUUUUACAACAAUUGUUUACAGACAGAUUAUUUCACUGUAUCACAAUUCCAGUGGGUCAGAAGUGUACAUAAUACACUAAGUUGAUGGUGCUUUUAAACUGCUUGGAAAAUUCCAUAAAAUUAUGGCAUGGCUUUAGAAGCUUCUGAUAGGCUAAUUUACACAAUUUGAGUCAAUUGGAGGUGUACCUGUGGAUGUAUUUCAAGGCCUACCUUCAAACUCAGUGCCUCUUUGCUUGACAUCAUGGGAAAAUCAGAAGAAAUCAGCCAAGACCUCAGAAAAACAUUGUAGACCUCCACAAGUCUGGUUCAUCCUUGGGAGCAAUUUCCAAACGCCUGAAGGUACCACGUUCAUCUUUAGAAACAAUAGUAUGUAAGUAUAAACACCAUGGGACCACACAGCCGUCACACGGCUCAGGAAGGAGAUGUGUUCUGUCUCCUAGAGAUGAACGUACUUUGGUGCAAAAAGUGCAAAUCAAUCCCAGAACAACAGCAAAGGACCUUGUGAAGAUGCUGGAGGAAACAGGUACAAAAGUAUCUAUAUCCACAGUAAAAACGAGUCCUAUAUCGACAUAACCUGAAAGGCCGCUCAGCAAGGAAGAAGCCACUGCUCCAAAACCGCAAUAAAAAAGCCAGACUACGGUUUGCAACUGCACAUGGGGACAAAGAUCGUACUUUUUGGAGAAAUGUCCUCUGGUCUGAUGAAACAAAAAUAGAACUGUUUGGCCAUAAUCCCAAGACAUCAGUCAGGAAGUUAAAGCUUGGUCGCAAAUGAGUCUUCCAAAUGGACAAUGACCCCAAGCAUACUUCCAAAGUUGCGGCAAAAUGGCUUAAGGACAACAAAGUCAAGGUAUUGGAGUGGCCAUCACAAGGCCUGACCUCAAUCCUAUAGAAAAUCUUUGGGCAGAACUGAAAAAGUGUGUGCGAGCAAGGAGGCCUACAAACCUGACUAAGUUACACCAGCUCUGUUAGGAGGAAUGGGACAAAAUUCACCCAACUUAUUGUGGGAAGCUUGUGGAAGACGACCCAAAAUGUUUCUCCCUAUGUUAAAAAUUUUAAAGGCAAUGCUACCAAAUACUAAUUGAGUGUAUGUAAACUUCUGACCCACUGGGAAUGUGAUGUAAAAAAUUAAAGAUGAAAUAAAUAAUUCUCUCUACUAUUAUUCUGACAUUUCACAUUCUUAAAAUAAAGUGGUGAGCCUAACUGAACUAAGACAGGGAAUCCUUACUAUGAUUAAAUGUCAGGAAUUGUGCAAAACUGAGUUGAAAUAUAUAUGGCUAAGGUAAACUUCCGACUUCAACUGUAAAUAGGCUGUUCAUUUUUUCCUAAUUUACUUGCAGUUGUCUAGUUUUUAUGUCUUAUGUUGUUUUCUUUAGCUCUUAACUCUUGUCAGAUAUUUUUGGGACCUCACGCCCAACAGAGAAACAGGGUUAGUUUGCACAUUAAAAGAUAUGUUUAGAAAUGUUUUUUCAUUAUGUGGUACUGGGACCAAGAAUAAGCCAAAGUUUAGAUAUUGUUUAAAAAAUGCACUAGAAACUUCAGAAGUUCAUUUCAGAUUUAUAUCUGAAAAUAUACAGGACACUUUUUAAUUCCCUAUAUACCAAUCAAUUUGUAAUGUGUUCUUGUUCUUCUACUGUUUACUUUGAUUUUGUCUGAAAUGUUGAUGUCCAUGUUCUGGAAAAAUGUAAUAUCUACUUAAAAAAUAAACAAAUAUAGUUUGAUAUCAUAUUUGUCUCCUGGCCCCGUUAUCCUACCUACUCUAUAAAUCCACUGACUGUGAAUAUCGAUCUACUAAUCUUUGAAUGUAAACGGUUGACACUACAGUAUGGUUUCUGAAGUAGGAUAAUACAGCUCUGUAGCAGUAGGCUUACUAUAGUAUAGAGGAUAGGAUAGAGAUGGGA